Molecule: messenger RNA, 1176 nt
Organism: Thelazia callipaeda (thelaziosis nematode)
Lineage: Eukaryota; Metazoa; Nematoda; Chromadorea; Rhabditida; Thelaziidae
Source: the annotation of a GenBank genome assembly
UUGUUUGAAGAAUCUGACGGUAGCAAUGCAGGAAGUAAACAAGCAACUUGCAAAGUAUGUGGCGAUAAAUCAAGUGGAUUUCAUUAUGGUGUUACGGCUUGUGAAGGAUGUAAGGGAUUUUUCAGACGCAGUAUUCAAAAGCAAAUGGAAUAUCGAUGUCUACGAGAUGGAAACUGUAAUGUUUUGCGUACAAGCAGAAAUCGAUGUCAGUACUGUCGGUUUAAAUCAUGUAUUGCUGCUGGGAUGUCUCCAAUUCGCUAUGGGAAAAAUUCUAAACGUAAAGCAACCGAAAAUAAGAAUGAAAGUGUUCAAACUGCAAAAGAUGCGACAAAAACAGAAAGUUCUGAAAUAGAGGAUCAUAGAAAUGAUGACCUGAAAUCUUUCAUAAAUGCUAUAAGAGAAGCACAUGAAGCCUGUUGCAGUUACUGUUUCAGUGAUUGGAAAAGGUUAAAGCCUCGAAUGGUGAAUCAUCCAAACAAUGGAUCAGAGUCUGUUCUUCGACAUCUGUUAUGGCAUUCGUUCAAUGAAGCUGUGUUCGAAGAUUUGGGGCGCUUUAUUGAGUUUACUAAACGGAUACCUGGAUUCUCAAAUACUUCGCGUAAAGAUCAAUUGUUGUUAGUCAAAAUUUCAUUCUUUGAAGUAUGGACUAUAUGGGCAUAUCGUGCCAUGAGCUCAGUUUCAAAAACAUUAAGAUUUGCUCAUGGUUUAACUUUCACUCAGGAGCAACUUAGUAUUGUUUUUGAAUCAAGUAUGGUGAGCGAUAUGUUUGAACUUAGUCGCACUUUCAAAACUUUUCGUCUCAGUGAAUGCUUGGUUGGGCUGUAUUGUGCCGUGCUUUUAUUUACUCAAGAUAUCGUUCCACAAUUAGAAAGACCUCAGGCGAUACUUAUUUUGCGUGAGAAGGUAAUACAAGCACUUAAAUUACAAUUGUCAAUUGAACGACCAGAGGAUCCAGAUUUAUUCCGUUCAUUACUUGUGAAGCGUGAUGUGUUACAAUCAAUUGCUUCCAGACAACGAGCUACGCUUGAAUGGUAUCGAGCUCAUAAAGAUGUCAUUCGGUUGCCAGAAAUCUUUACCGAUCUCUAUGACUUUCGAAGCACGAAAGAGGAACCGGAACCUAGUACAUCUGGCGCAACUUCGCAACAAGAAGUUGUAACUCAUGAAAUGAAAAUUUAA